This is a messenger RNA of Suncus etruscus (white-toothed pygmy shrew), 1589 nucleotides long. Its product is annotated as apolipoprotein L3-like. Gene Ontology annotation, biological process: lipid transport; lipoprotein metabolic process. Gene Ontology annotation, molecular function: lipid binding. Gene Ontology annotation, cellular component: extracellular region; membrane. Bases 57 to 1064 code for a protein of 335 amino acids. Lineage: Eukaryota; Metazoa; Chordata; Mammalia; Eulipotyphla; Soricidae. The record is from RefSeq and is a predicted model, not a curated record. The transcript is spliced from 3 exons.
AAGUCUACAGAGGAGGCAGACUGUUGCGUGUCAGGUGACACGGACAUUGCAGCACCAUGAACUCAGAAGACCACCCAGAGAAAAGCAGCUUCAUAGAGGAGGUUGUCAAGCAUUUGCAGAACAUACUGAGCCCAGAAGAUGUGCAAUACCUACUGAAUGAUGAUAAAGCCUGGGAAAAAGUUGUGACGGCAGCCAAUCUGGCCAGGGUUGAGGCUGAAGCAAUACGUGAAGGUCUGAGGAAGAAGAACCACACAGCCCCACAAGUGCAAGACAAGCAUCAAAAAGAAGAAAAACAUAGGGAGAGGUUUUUGGAAUUAUAUCCUUUGGUGGAAAGUUAUGUUGAAGAGCACAUAGCCCAGCUCCGAGCACUGGCAGACAAGGCUGACAAGUUACACAGGGACUGCACCAUCUCUAAAGUGGUGGCCAGUUCCACCAGCAUUGUGGCUGGUAUCCUGACCAUAGCUGGCAUUGGUCUGGCCCCUGUAACAGCUGGCGCGAGUCUGGCACUCUCAAUGACUGGACUGGGGCUGGGGACAGCAUCAACUGUGACUGGAGUAACUACCAGCAUUGUGGAAAGCACAAGUAUGGCAUCCAUAGAAUCUAAUGCCAAUAACUUGGUAUCAAACAGUAUAUACCCAGAGAAGGUGUUCAACGGAGUUCUACAUGAUCAUGAUGACCCACUAGCUUCUUCAGAAAAUCAUUUGUUCAGAAACCUGGAGGACAUUGGGAGGAACAUCCACGCCAUCAAGUCAUUCAGUUUCAACCCUCAUUUAUCAGCUCAAGCCGCAUUACGCCUGAAUGCGGAAAGAAUAUCAGUCCAAACUGCCAGGGUGUUGCCAAGAGCUCUGGGGGGCGCUGCUCUGUCAGUGAGCAAAGGAGUUAGGCUCUUUGGUGCAGCCACUGCUGGCUUAUUCAUUUUGGUGGAUCUUGUCAGCCUUGUGCAAGAUUCAAUAGACUUGCACAAGAGGGCAAAGACAGAAUCAGCAGAAAAGCUGAGGCUGUGGAUCCAGGAGCAGGAAGUCUUGUUGGGGGAACUCAAACAGAUUUAUAAAAGUCUGCUUUAAAACAUACAUUGUGCCUCCCAGAGGAGGUAUAGAGAGAUUGAGGAUUAAAUAAGGUUUAUAGAACUGGGUAUUAAUUAAGGAGUCUGGUUUUCCUGAUGAUGAGUACUCAAGGAAGAGCCCUCUUGGGUGUCUGAGAAGGAGGAUCAUGGAGCUAGGAAUAAGGGGAGAGGACUGGAAAAUGACAGAACUACGACUAUUCUUUUUAUUUUUCACAAGAAAAGACAUUGGUGGUAUAAAUAACUACAAAGCUUAGCAUAGUGAGUCAGUCUAGCAAUUCUAAUGAGUGGAAAGGGAUGGGAAGAAAGCAAAAGGGUUAGAAUAAUUUUAUUAUGGAGAAGAAACAUUGGCUUCUCUGUUGACAUUCCCUAAGAAUUCACAUUCUAGAAAGAUAGAAUUCAUUUUCUGGUGGUGAGCAUGCUUCCUGUCUUGUUCACCUCUGUCUUCUAGAAUGUUUGAUCUUACUCAGGUUGUGUCUUCUCAGUUAUGGCAGUGGUGAUUGUGAAUGUGAUUGUGAUUGUGAUUGUG